AUGGAGAACAAGGCGCCCGGCACGACGGCACGCGCCGGUGGUUACGACACGGCGGGUGGGGCCUCAACGCAUGAGAACUUUUUUCACCCUCGGCGCAAUCUGAAGAAAAGCGUUCAGCGUGCGGGCCUGCGCUCUGCGCGCCGGAUCACGGUGGGCUUCACGGUGGGCAUGAUCGUGUUUCUCGUGCUCCCCAGCUACCUGGGCCCUCUGUACGUCGAGUACGUGGCCGGCAAUGACUGGCUUGAGCGGGCAAAGAAGUCGAUCUGGACGCGGCGUAACGAGAAGGACUACGACCUGUUUAUGACGCAACGCAAAAACGGCUGGCUGGAAUAUCUCGGCUUGAAACAUUACAAUAUCGGGGGUGACGAGAACCUUGGCGGGAUUCAAAAAUACAGAGAGGAAAAAAAGUAG
Trypanosoma conorhini is the source of this 411-nucleotide messenger RNA. RefSeq lists its product as uncharacterized. The transcript has a single exon. The record is from RefSeq and is a predicted model, not a curated record. Bases 1 to 411 code for a protein of 136 amino acids. NCBI's taxonomy places the organism in Eukaryota, Euglenozoa, Kinetoplastea, Trypanosomatida, Trypanosomatidae.